Messenger RNA from Momordica charantia (bitter melon), 1863 nucleotides. Lineage: Eukaryota; Viridiplantae; Streptophyta; Magnoliopsida; Cucurbitales; Cucurbitaceae. The record is from RefSeq and is a predicted model, not a curated record.
AUGGCGACAAACUUCAAUGCCCCAAAACUUUUGAUUUAUGACUCAUUAAAGCUCGUGUACCUAGGUUGCAAUGACCAGUUCAAGGUCAAGGGUGUGGUUUUUAUGUUGAGAGGUGGGGCCUUGAAUUGGUGGGAUUCAGUAGUAGCGGUAGAAGACCAUGCUAAUAUGCUGAUUACUUGGGCGAGGUUCAAGGACUUGUUGUAUGAUUACUACUUUCCGAAGACCAUGAAGGACGUAAAGGAGGUGGAGUUCCUCCUUCUCACCCAAGGCUCUAUGACGGUAGUGGAAUAUGAAAAGAAGUUCACGGAACUCUCUCGUUUUGCACCGAACAUAAUUCACACUGAGGCCUUAAAAAUCAAAAGGUUUGUUAAGGGGUUGUGCAAGGGAAUCAAAGGACCAGUUGACCUUCAGCGUCCAGCCACGUACGCGGAGGCAGUUAAGGGCGACUUGAUUAUGGAUAAGGAUGUCUUUACUAAGGCCCAACUUUCACAGGAGGUUAUGUCCUUACUCUUACCUUAUCUUUCAAGUAUUGUCUUAGUACAUAAUGUGCCUGCUUAUGCAUUGUUUGAUUCGGGGUCAAGUCACACUUUUAUUUCCACUGCGUUUGUUCAUCAAGCAAAUCUGGUACUAGAACCAUUAGGUUUUCUGUUGUCAGUAUCUACUCCAUCGGGUUCAGAUAUGAGUACCAGUCAAAUGGUGAGGGAGGGCAAGUUAUCCCUCCACGAUCAUACCCUAGGGGCAAGGUUGAUCCAACUGGACAUGCAGGAUUUUGACAUCAUUUUAGGCAUGGAUUGGCUAGCUACCAAUCAAGCCAGCAUUAAUUGGUUAAGGAGGGAAGUCUCCUUCCAACUGCCUUCUGGCCAGAGAUUUACGUUUAAGGGAGUUACUGGGGAAGUUCCGAAGGUAGUUUCUGCACUUAAAGCCAGGCAACUCUUGCAGCAUGGUGCUUGGGGCUACUUGGUAAGUGUCGUAGACACUAGUAAGGGUACACCCAGCGUUGACUCCGUUCUUGUGGCCAAUGAAUUCCCCGACGUGUUUCCUGAAGACCUUCCAGGACUGCCCCCAGUUCGUGAGUUGGACUUUUACAUUGAUUUGGCACCUGGUACGACCCCUAUCUCGAGGGCACCUUACCGUAUGGCCCCAGCGGAACUUAAGGAGCUCAAGGUACAACUGGAAGAGUUAUUAGACAAGGGCUUCAUUUGCCCAAGUGUGUCUCCUUGGGGUGCCCUAGUGCUUUUUGUGAAAAAGAAGGAUGGAUCUAUGCGAAUUUGUGUCGACUAUCAGGAAUUGAAUAAGGUGACCAUAAAGAAUAGGUACCCCCUCCCUCGCAUUGAUGACCUCUUUGAUCAACUCAAAGGAGCAAGGGUGUUCUCGAAGAUAGACCUAAGACCGGGGUACCAUCAGUUGAGGAUCAAGGAAGCUGACAUAUCGAAGAUAGCCUUUAGGACCCGGUAUGGGCACUACGAGUUUACGGUGAUGUCCUUUGGGCUCACUAAUGCCCCUGCGGCAUUCAUGGAUCUCAUGAAUCGGGUUUUUAAUGACUUCUUGGACUUGUUUGUGAUCGUGUUCAUUGAUGACAUCUUGAUUUACUCCAAGACAGCUGAGCAGCACGAGGGGCAUCUAAGGCAAGUUUUGACCGCUUUGAGAGGGAACAAACUGUUUGCAAAGUUCUCGAAAUGCGAGUUUUGGUUAGAUAAGAUGGCUUUCCUUGGCCACAUAGUCACUAGAGAGGGUAUUGUUGUGGAUCCAGCGAAGGUAGAGGCAGUAACCCAAAGAUGUGUCACUUUUGGUUCCAAUCAUGGCGUGAAACUUCAUUGCCCGAAAACUUUUGGUUUAGCACUCAUUAAAACUCGAGGAACCUAA